UCUCGGCCGUAGUGCUUGUUGAGUGGCUUGAACGUGUAUUGGAGACUAGAGCCGAUGUCAAACUGCCAGCAAGAAUAGCAACAAAAGGCUGACUCCCAACUCUCUUCGAAUAAAAACUAUUCCAAAGCAAAACAUAAUCUUUUUUACGAUUAACUUAUUCGAACAGCAGGCAAAAUGACAUCAAGAAAACGAAGUGGCAGCGGCUCAACGAAACGUCCCAAGGAAAAGGUUGUUUACAUAUAUGAGCUGCUAUGUCGCGGCGAGGAUCCCAGUGCGGACAGUCCAGAGUUCUGGAACGAGUUCUUUUUGCUGCAGCCGAACUUCGAGUCGCUCGAGGAUCAAGUCAGCAAGUUAAACAGUGAACAGCUGCAGCUGGUGAAACCCAAUUUGAAUACGCUCUUUCAGAAAUGUAUCGAGAUGCUGGAUACGGAGAAGGAGGAUCAUCCGAAGCGUUUGGUCAACAGCCUCCAAACUUUGUGCUCCCUUUUUUAUGGCAUAUAUAAAAAGUGCAACACAGAGCCCAGCUCGAACAUCUUAAAUGAAAUCUUUGGCCACGAAACAAUGGACGAAUGGCUGAAGCUGCUCAUGCAAUACUGCAAUCGCAUUCUGCUCGGCGAUGUCACCGAGAAUGCGCGCUUCAUGUGCCUGAAACUGUUGCUCGUUCUUGUCACGGGCACCGAUGUUGGCCAGAAUGUGCUUUUUGAAUAUCUGAUGAUGCACAGUCUGUUCGAUGCCUUUGUGCGCCUGCUCAGCGAUCCCACAUUUCGCACACAGCAUGGCCAUGAUAUUGUCAUAUUGCUUACGAUCUUGGUGAACUAUCGCAAGCACGAGGCCACCAAUCCAUAUGUGGUACAGCUUUCCAUAUUGGCCGAUGAGCUGGCAUUGAAUGGAUAUGGACAAAUGAUCUCACAGUCACUGAUCGAUUUCUGCCGGCAAUACAUGCAGAGUCUGAACAAUGUGCAAUCCUCAUCGUGGUUCUCCUCGCUCUCCAACAUGGUUGGCAACAUGUUUGUCUCCGAUGAGGGCUGUGAGCGUGUGCAGCAGAUUAAGGCUAACAAUGGCCUAUUGCUGGCCCUCUAUGAGGCAGUGCAUCUUAAUCGCAACUUUAUUACAACUCUGGCGCACACACAAGCGGAGUCGAGUGCGCCGCCAUCGCCCAGUAACACUUUGAGUCUGACGCAGCCGACGCCUGAUUUGGCGAAUGCGCCCAUCAUUGAUAUGACCCAGUAUCCCACAAAUUUGCUAGUGGCAGUCUUUCAAUAUUGUUCAAUUGUGAUGCAGGACAAUAAGAACGAGUCGAGCAUCGCCAAUUUGAAGCUGUGCUUUCUCAUACUCACCUGCAUAUCGGAAGAUCAGUAUGCCAACUCAAUGAUGCACGAUAACAAUCUGACGUUUAAGGUGAUGCUGCAUCGGGCCCAGAUGCGACAUCGCAAGCUGAACAUCGAUCGUGUAGGCAAAUCGCAACCCUUGGCGGCCACGCUUCUCGAUCUUUUGGUGGAGUUCAUUGUGUCGCAUUUAAUGAAAAAGUUCCCCAUGGAGUUGUAUCUGCUGUGCAUUGGGGUCAUCCAUCGCAUACUCUGCUAUCAGAAACGCUGCCGCGUUCGCCUCAAUUAUCCGUGGAAGGAGCUGUGGUCAGCGUUGAUUGGUCUGUUGCGUUUUCUGGUCAAUCAGGAACAGACGCUGGUCAAAAAGUGCAAUAUAUUCCAUUUGUCGCUUCAAGUGGUCAACAUAUUCAAUCUCUUCAUCACAUUUGGCGACACAUUCCUGGCCACCACAAACAGCUACGACGAACUCUACUACGAGCUAAAUCGCGAGGAAAAGGUCUUUACAGAAAUCCAUGCCAUGGUCUUACGCUAUACAACGAUGCCGGAAUGUGAAUACAAAGAUGAUGUGAUAAAGCUACUCAAUGCCUUGGUCAAUAUACUGGCCAUUGUCAAGCAUUUCCAAAACAAGAUCAAGGAGUGGCUCGCCGAGCAGGGCUUGUCCACGCCCACGGAGGAGCAAAUACUCGAUGUUGUGCGCAAGAAUUAUGAUUUAACGUUGAAGCUGCAGUACUCAUUGGAUCAGUACGAACGUUAUGCUGAGGCUCCGCUGCACAGCAGUUUCUUUCAGGCCAUGGUGCGUGACGUGGUCAACGAUACACGCAAACACAUUUACGGCUAUGUGAAGGAGGCUGUCUCCGUUAUACCAGAGCAGGAGGUGCUCUUAGCUGGAGUUGGAACAACCACAGCGACAACAACAACGACAUCCACGAGCACAUCGGCAGUGACGGCGACAACGACGAGCACAUCGUCCACGUAGGAGCUGACUGGUUGCAAGACUGCUGUUAAAUUGUUUCCUGGAGCAUAUAGUUAUGUAAUUGUAUCCUUAAUUCAAUUCAAUCUCUGAAAGCAUACACUCGAUGUAAUCUUUAAGAUUUAAAGUGCUUUGCCGAGCUUUUGUUAUUUUUCGUUGUCAAGCAGUGCACUUACAUACAUACAUAUAUAAUUCAUAUACAUACAUCAACUAUACACGUACAUAUAUAU
Messenger RNA from Drosophila albomicans, 2525 nucleotides. RefSeq names its product armadillo-like helical domain-containing protein 3. The transcript has 6 exons. Gene Ontology annotation, cellular component: cytosol. Gene Ontology annotation, biological process: regulation of Golgi organization. The coding region runs from base 175 to 2301 and encodes 708 amino acids. NCBI's taxonomy places the organism in Eukaryota, Metazoa, Arthropoda, Insecta, Diptera, Drosophilidae. The record is from RefSeq and is a predicted model, not a curated record.